AUGGGAAAAGUACCCAAGGUCAUGAUCGUCGGAGCAGGUCUGGGUGGACUCAUGCUCGCCAUCCUCCUCGAGCGCAUGGACGAUGUCGAGUACGAGAUCUUUGAGCGCUCCACUACCCUGAAGCCUUACGGUGCUGGAAUGAUCAUCGGACCAAACAUCUUGCCUGUGUUCGAGCAAUUGGGACUCUUGGAUGAGAUCACUAGGGUCUCGUUCCCACGCAAGUCGAUGGAUAUCUAUAAGGAAGAUCUCACCCUCAUUAGCUCCAUGCUCCAGGGAUAUGACGGUCUGUUGUUCAGUCGACCCCAUCUGCACAAACUGUUGCUGUCCAAGGUCCCUCCCGAAAAGAUCAAGUACGGAAAGAAGGUCCUCUCAGUUGGCCAGAGCGAGCACGGUGUCUUGCUCCGAUGCUCAGACAAAAGUGUGCACGAGGGAGAUAUCCUCGUCGGUGCAGAUGGCGCCUACAGUGCAGUCCGUCAGAGCAUGUACGAGCGUCUUCUCAAGGAGAAAAAGUUGCCUAAGAUCGAUACCCAGUCCUUGAACGUCGGAUACACCUGUAUGGUUGGCACCACCACCCCACAGGACCCCGAGGUCUACAAUGUUCUCAAGGAUGAUUUUUCCCACUUUGCGGUUGUCAUUGCUGAUGACAAACCCCACUCGUGGACCAUCAUCACCGUGCCUGGAAACCGUAUCGCCUGGGGAAUUGUUAUUCAGAUGUCGCCUGAAGAGAAGGACGCUGCCUUCCGCAACUCCGAGUGGGGUCCCGAGUCGCUCGGCGCGACCAUUCUUCAGGUGGAGCACCACAAGGUUCCAUAUGGAGGCACCUUAGGUGAUCUGAUCAAUGCUACCCCCAGAGAGCUCAUUUCUAAGGUUUACCUCGAGGAGAAGCUCUUUGAAACCUGGAACCACAACCGCAUCUGCCUGAUCGGAGAUGGUAACGAGAUUGACGGUUUACUUGAAUGA
Messenger RNA from Linnemannia hyalina, 960 nucleotides. The record is from the annotation of a GenBank genome assembly. Lineage: Eukaryota; Fungi; Mortierellomycota; Mortierellomycetes; Mortierellales; Mortierellaceae.